AUGCAGCCGGACCCGAGCGGGGACGCCGGCAAUGCGAAGGCGAAGCUGCCGCUGCCGCAGCCGGUGACGGCGCCGGCGCCGGCGCCGUCGUCGGGGCGGCCGGCGUCCGUGCUGCCGUACAAGACGGCGAACGUGCGGGACCACUACCGCAUCGGCAAGAAGCUCGGGCAGGGGCAGUUCGGCACCACGUUCCAGUGCGUGGGCAAGGCCGACGGCGCCGAGUACGCGUGCAAGUCCAUCCCCAAGCGCAAGCUGCUGUGCCGGGAGGACUACGAGGACGUGUACCGCGAGAUCCAGAUCAUGCACCACCUCUCCGAGCACCCCAACGUCGUCCGCAUCCGCGGCGCCUACGAGGACGCGCUCUUCGUGCACAUCGUCAUGGAGCUCUGCGCCGGCGGCGAGCUCUUCGACCGCAUCGUCGCCAAGGGACACUACAGCGAGCGCGCGGCGGCGAAGCUCAUCAAGACCAUUGUCGGGGUCGUGGAGGGAUGCCACUCGCUCGGCGUCAUGCACCGGGACCUCAAGCCGGAGAACUUUCUCUUUGCCAGCACCGCCGAGGAAGCCCCACUCAAGGCCACUGACUUUGGGCUUUCCAUGUUUUACAAGCCCGGUGAUAAAUUCUCUGAUGUCGUUGGAAGCCCUUACUAUGUUGCACCAGAGGUACUUCAGAAAUGCUAUGGUCCAGAAGCUGAUGUGUGGAGCGCGGGCGUAAUUCUGUACAUUUUGCUUUGUGGUGUCCCCCCAUUCUGGGCAGAAACUGAGCCUGGAAUCUUCAGGCAGAUUCUGCGAGGCAAACUUAAUUUUGAAUCUGAACCCUGGCCUAGUAUCUCUGAUAGUGCUAAGGAUCUGGUCCGUAAUAUGCUUACUCGGGAUCCUAAAAAGAGAUUUAGUGCUCAUGAGGUUCUCUGCCACCCAUGGAUUGUUGACGAUGCCGUGGCACCUGAUAAGCCUAUUGAUUCUGCUGUUUUGUCAAGGCUGAAGCAUUUUUCGGCAAUGAACAAGCUCAAGAAGAUGGCAUUAAGGGUCAUUGCUGAAAGCCUGUCUGAGGAAGAGAUUGGAGGCCUCAAGGAGUUGUUCAAGAUGAUUGAUACUGACAAUAGUGGGACUAUAACAUUUGAUGAGCUGAAAGAUGGCUUGAAAAGGGUGGGCUCUGAAUUAACAGAGAAUGAAAUCCAGGCUCUGAUGGAAGCAGAUGGUCAAAUCGACUACAGCGAGUUCACGGCGAUGAUGAGGAAGGGCAAUGCUGGUGCAACAGGAAGGAGAACCAUGAGGAACAGCUUGCACUUGAAUCUCGGCGAACUCUUGAAUCCCAGCAAAACCUAG
Molecule: messenger RNA, 1323 nt
Organism: Miscanthus lutarioriparius
Lineage: Eukaryota; Viridiplantae; Streptophyta; Magnoliopsida; Poales; Poaceae
Source: the annotation of a GenBank genome assembly